Saccostrea echinata is the source of this 3823-nucleotide messenger RNA. RefSeq lists its product as uncharacterized. Bases 1 to 3228 code for a protein of 1075 amino acids. The transcript has 5 exons. The record is from RefSeq and is a predicted model, not a curated record. Gene Ontology annotation, biological process: lipoprotein metabolic process; lipid transport. Lineage: Eukaryota; Metazoa; Mollusca; Bivalvia; Ostreida; Ostreidae. Gene Ontology annotation, molecular function: lipid binding. Gene Ontology annotation, cellular component: extracellular region; membrane.
AUGGACGGAGCCGCGAAAUUCCUUCAAAGGAAAGGCUACAUUGUGACGACACAUCCCAAAGACAAAAACUCAUUUUAUUACAGUCUUCAAACUGCACUUAAUACAGAGAAUGGAAAAAAUGUAAAGCAAAUGCGUGACGAGGUAUUCAAACUUGAAGUGGAUAAUGCUUUGUACUUCCACCUAUUUCAUCCACAGUGUGUUAGCUGCGAUGGGACAACACACCCUAGAGAUUGUCUAUCUAGUGAUCUGGAAAGGGUUAAAAAAGAAAAGAAAUAUGUCUCUCCCCGAGAAGUUUAUGCUGCAGCAGAACUUUUACAACAAAACAUAUUUCUUAUUCGUUAUGAUAGAUCUCGCAGCGAGGACAUGCUUGGAUUUCGGGGGUACAUCUUUGCUCCUAGUAUCAGAAAGUGUCUUGAUUCAGAGCCAGUAUAUAUUCUGAUGAUUGAAAAUCAAGACGGUUCGGUAGAAUUCGGCAAUCUUGAUUUCAGAGAUCACAAUAAAGAUCUGAAGUCUUGUCCCUGGGAUCUGGUGAAUGAAGAGCACAAAAAUUGUUUUGGCUUACGAUUCAGAAAUAGUUUUCGUUUGCUCUUUGAUGGAAGUGUUAGAUAUGGAAUAAAAGAUGACGUCAAAGAUUUGUAUCGUCGUCUGAGUUUGGAAUUCUAUGGCAACGAAGAUUACCAUGAUCGCAUACUUAAUAUUAUUUGUAACUUUGAACUGGAAGAGGACAAUCUGGAUCUAUUUUGCAAGUACGCAGAUAAUACCAUCAAUGAAGAAACAACUGUUUCCGAAAAAGAGAGACUUUUGAAGAUACACACAGAGAAAGCAAAAAAUCGACAGAAACCUCCCAGUGAUGGAGAACUUUAUGCCAUAUCGUCAGUUUUCAACGUCGACAUUGUUGUUGAUAAAAUGUGCAGAGGUGACUGGGAAACCUAUAUGUCAGUCGCAUGUACAUAUGCCUGCUGCUUUAAUUCUCCAAUCCUUCUGCGCCUGCAGACGAGUCGUGGAGAAUACAUGCCGUAUGUUACAGCGCCAGGAGAAUGCUCUUGUCGCCAGAAAAAGCCAGAAAUACAAGGUCACAUUGGAAAAAUCAAAGAUGAUAUCCACAAAGCAGUGUUAAGAAACCCAUGUUGUCCCCCGAGUGGGAAACACCAAAAUCACACACAUCUAAAAAAUAUUCCAAACUGCAGGACAUUUUGGCCUGAACGAAUUGAUUAUAUUAUCCCCACGGAAGACAUACAUUUGAUAACAGUUCGACUAUUGGCUGAAGAACGACGACUUGAUCAAAUAAAUGGUGGAAAUGGCACUUUAUCCAAGGCCUUGUCUAAAGAAUUGUACGGGGAUGAAAGUCAAUAUUUUUCAAGUGACCUUCAGGAUGCCUUAGGAAACGAGACUCUGAAUUUCGAUGAAAAGAUGCAAAGAAUUUCUGAUUGGUUGGCUGUCUCCAUAUACGUAUACCAUGGUAUUGCAAAUCUAAGCCAGUUGAACUACUCUCAAGGGUUUUUCUGGACAAAAUAUGAACCCGCUCGUUCACGUUCAGUCCAGCUUGGUGGGAAAAAAGAAUGCAGGUUUUAUAUUACGCUAUUCUACAAUCGUCUUAAUGGUUCUUUUGAUCGGAUAAUACCCCUUAGAGGCUGUAACUGUGAAAUUCCACCACCUCUUUCCUUACUUCGAAACUACCAGGACAUGGAGUCUCAGUUUGUAUUUUGUGUGUACCCAAAACAACGCCACCACCCUCUGACCACUUUCCUAACAGAAGGCCCUAACAAAAAAAUGUUCAUGAUGGAAAUAAGAGAUUUCCCGGUUUGUACGCCGUACUCUUCGCUGCGCAUAGUGAUGCAAAGAAAUGAUAUGAAAGGACGAACCAUUGACUCCAUUCAGUUUUUCGAACACUCUCUACUCCGAUGCUUAAGCAAAGAAAUCUUUGGUACUGAACAACAUGCAGAUCUAUUACUGAAAGAACUAUGCGAGGAAUUAUUGCAAAAUAUUAAUCCUUACUUACAGGUCCUUGGAGAAAAUAUCAUUCAUUCUUACGAGGUAACAUUUGGAAAUUUACCACAGGGUAAAAAAGACAGCCAAAAACUGGCAAAGUUUGUGAUUGGGAGAAUGGAGUAUGAUCUUCCUUGCGAUGAUCUAUUGUUAUGGCUUGCCUGUACAUUUUUCCAAACUGAUAUUUACGUCCUUCGGGUCAAGGACACAAAAACGUCAACAGAAAGUUCCUGGACAGAGUACUCAAAGCUUAGAACCCGAAGGAGGAAUCCAGAGAAGACUAAAUGUUUCACAAGAAAAUGUCCCCAGAAUAAAACGCCCUAUAUUUCUCUUCUGCAAACAGGAAGCAAACAGUUUCACAGAAUUGUUCCAAAAAUGGCUUGUUGUAAUUGCGUUUUAGAUAUACCAGAUGUUUCAACUACUGAAGCUGACUCCACGCCAUACCAUACACAGCAAGACUGCAACCUGAUGAGAGAAAUAAGAGUAGUUGAUACUUUAUUGGAAACAGCAUGUGUAGCCGUAGAGCAGUGGCUCUUGUGUAGUCAGAUUCUGCAGAGAAGAUGUGAUUUGGUGAUAAGUGAAAUUGAGGGUCGCCGCAAAAAUGUUAAUAUCGCAACAAUAUCGGGUUCUGGGGCUGGGAUUUUAGGAGCAGUAUUGACAGGUGUUGGAAUAGCGCUCUCACCGGUUACUGGAGGAAUUUCUCUACUGGCUGUAGGGGGAGGGGUUCUGGCAGUUUCAGGAGGAACAAUUGCUGCGGGAGCAAAGAUUACUGAAAAUUACCUGAACAGUGGUAGAGUAGACACAUUAAAGCGGUACCAAAACUGUUACCAGGAGAGAUUUGAGCGCUUACAAAAUGUAAUAGAGGAAUUGAAAGGGGAAAUAAAAAGGCUGGCGGAAGUGUCGACUGAAAUCAGAACCAAUCAGAAUAUUGAGGCAUCUGACUUCGCCGCAGGGAUUCAGAGCUUACCGGGUAUUUUAAGAACCGUGAAAGGUUUAGCAAUGAUCCCCAUAAGCCUGCUUAAGGUGUCAGCCAGAGGGAUAACAAUUCUUGGUGCAGUCAUUGGGCCGCUAACGGCGUUGUUUGAUGCAGGUCUAUUGGCAUUCUCGGCUUAUAAUAUGGCGAAAGGAAACCGAACUGAUUUGACGGAAAACCUUCGUCGAAUAUCAGUAUCUCUAUAUGGAGCUAGAAGGCAGAUGCAUAACUGGGCGUACGGGAAUGGGAGACCUUUCUAUUACGACUAAAGAAAAAGAUCUACGGAGCACAAAGACUAUGUCGAUUAAAGAAAUUGUCAUAGUUUGAUGAGUAUCAUUAGACAAAUGAUUUUAGAUUAUCAAGUAUCAGUAAAUGUAAUAAUAUGUAGAUGAUCGUUGGAACAAUACCAUUCUGUAUUUAUGUGAUGUUGUCAGGAGUAAUUUAUGUGUUUAACAUUUCUUCCUCUUUGCUCAAAAUUGAGGAUAAAUUUUGAACAAUAACUUGUUAAAAAUAAGUAAAUGGAUGGAAUUGUAUUAGAUCCAUCAAAAUGAAAUCAUUAAAAAUGUAUUUUCACUUGAAAAAUUAGCUGUCAAUCCGAUUUUUUGUUGUGAUUUAAAUGGAGGAUACACAAUGAUGAAAUUUAUUUCCCGAAUUUUUUUCAAGAUAUUUUCCCGAGUUCUUAGUUUGAACAACUAAACAACUUUAAUUUAAACAUGUGACAAAAAUUAAUGUUAAAAUACAAAAGAAUAGAUUUAACAUUGAGAAAUAGUUGUUGCGUUAUUUUUCACAUUUGUUAACAUAUUUUUGUUAAUUUCACUGUGUGUAAAGAAUACGUCUAAAAUGAUCCUUUUUAUUCAAAUUAAA